AUGACUCCUCCCGAACAGCACGAGAGCCAAAACAUACAGGCAGGAUGGCAACAAGUCGAUUUCGUACCUGGAAAUCCGCCAGCCCAUCCGCACAUGGAGCCCGAAGUACGAUCCAAUCACGGUCCGGAACAAGGUGGUCACAAUGAAGACAUACCAUACCCUAGUAGUGGCUCUCAGAAGAGAGAUACCGACCUGGGUAGCACUGGGUCUCCUGUGAUUGAUAUCCAAUUCGAGGUCAACGGGUCUGAAAGCGUUAUGUGCCAUAGUCCUGAUACCCAACGGCCUGGGCGCGAACAGGAGAACCUCGUAUCUCGUGUUACUGAUACUCGAGAUGUUGAUAUCCAGUUUGGAACGCAAGCAAGUGGCACUUCAACGCCCGUCGGCCUACUCUCUCCAGCUUCUGAGAAACUCCUCCAGAAUGUCAACACAAAUGUCUCUAUUAUAGCACCAGCUACGAGCUCUCCAUUUAUCCAGCCUUUCAGUCGCCCCAAGGACAUAGUUGAGGAUAUCGGCUCCAGCUUCAAAUAUGCCAGAAUCGGUAGCGCAUCGUAUCCGGGUAAGACGACUAGUUCCAAGACCGAUCCAAAGACUUCGGAUAUACCCAAGCCACCACCGGCCAUUGAAUCAAUGUCAAGGACUGCACAGCUUAAGGAUAAUCCCUCCUUGCCCUCGAGGUCUGCGGGCAAUAAGAACCACAACGAGACUUCCGAUAGUUACCAGCCUCUGAUAUCUCUGGGGGCAUCAGUGCCUGGAGAUAAUCACCGUCUACGGGUUCUUUCCCAUUCCCCACAAGAUUCACAAGCUACUGUCAAUGAAACCCGAGAUGAGUCGUACCAAGCUCCUACUUACCAGGAAGAAUCUAUUGCAACUGGAAGAAUAGCUAUGGAAUACCACAGUCAAGAUAUUGCUCCUAAAAAGUUUCUGCCAAACCAUCCCUUUGUGGUCUUGCCAGCCGAAGACACUCGCAACUCCCCAUCCGUUGCGUUAUUAGAACAAUCACUUGCGAGAAUGAACUGCAGAAUAUCUCGAGAUCCGCAAGACAUCGCCAUACCAGAUAGAAUAUCUCGAAGUUCACGAGGGCCUCAGAGAAGCGGAUCUAGCAGCAUCAGGCGGAUAAAGCAACCAUUCCCAGAAGUGGCAAAAAAUAGGACUAAUUUUUCGCAACAUGACACACCGGUAUUAUAUCCUGAUCAUAAUCAACGUGGAAAUCAUCCUCAACAGUCAAACACGGUUCUCGAUCUUCCAUUCUUCGACGCCGCUUCAAACAAAGCCCAAUCAAUGACUGAAUUAUCAAGGGAUGAGGAUACCACACUGCAUGUUAAGACGGUAGCAGAAGGUCAAGACAAUUUGAAUUUGCGGUCGCCAACUGGUGGCUCGCUCAAACAAAGCUUCACUCCUUCGACUGAGCCGUUACGAGGAGUUGGAAAUUUUUCUCUCUCUGAUGAAACUUCUCAUUCAAACGUCGAUCCAAAUUCCAUUAAAGAGCCAGUUGAAACCAAUGAGGCGACUAACGACUGUGCACCCUGCGAGGUAGUUCCAGAUGUUCAAAAAAUCGAGAGAGGCGAUCACAACAAAGAGAUCAUUUAUAUUACCAGAUCACAACAAAAGGAGCAAUUAGGUCUUUUCAGAAUUGAUGGCACGACAGCUGCCGAUCAUGUUGAUGCUCGUGGGACCCAUUCAGACAGCCAAGAUGCCAUAACUGAAAGCUCGGUGCAAAUGCAGCCAGGUAGCUGGCCACCAAUGUUUCACUCUCGGCCCCAAUCUCGAGACAGAAAUCAUAAAAAGAACAAUCCAGCAGAAGGAGCCCACUUUCGGCAGCACUCAGAGUCUUCUGCUUUGCAGUUCAUCAAUAAUACCAAGGUCAAGAAACCGAAAUUCGGACAGAACCAGAGAGAACAAGGGCGGAAGCCCAACUCGUCACCUAUUCAGAAAUCGCAAGGACUUUCAAAAGCGGCGGAGACAUAUCAAAAUUUCCUCAAGUAUGGCCAAGAAUUCGAAGAUAUGUUGAAAGACUACCAGUCUUCAAAAGAGAUCGUCGAAUCUCAAAAGUCAGAACUGGAAAAACUGAAAACAUCUAAUGCCGAAUCUUUGCAGCAGAUCCGAGAUCUAAAGGAGGAGAAGGUUAUUCUAACGAGAAAGAUUAAAAGAAUCGAGCAACUUGCUGCCAACUACAAAGACCAUAUGAAUGAUGUUGUGGAAAUGCAAAAAAAGUUGAGAAAGGACUAUCAACAGAUCCAAAAAGCAGAGACCGAUGUCAAAAUAAUUCAAGAAGCUCACGUCACUCGAGAGGCACAUAUAAAAAGGCUUGAAUAUCUGUUGCAAGAGGUCAAAGAAUUUCGAGCCCCUACUGAGAAACUGCUUGCCGUUCAAAAGGCAAAUGGAGAGCUCCUAAAAAUGGUUGAGGAUUCAUCUAGAAACCAGGAAUUGCUCCAGAACGAUCUCGAUCGGAGAGUGAUCGAGUUAGGGCGCGAACGCCAUAAUGCUGAGCAGCUUCAAAAGCAACUCGAUGCACAAAAUGAGGCACGUAAAGAGCUUCUCGAGCUUUUGAAGAGCACAAAGUCUGGCAUCAUCGAUGAGCUCACCAAAGAUGGUGGACUACUAGCAAGAAUUCUGAAUUCUGGAAACUCAACACGAGUAAAGGUUGACGAACUUUCAAGUCUCUUCAGUACCAUGAAGAGCCAUGCGCAGGAUAUUCAACCCACGCUGGCCAAGCUCAUUGAAAAUCUCUACACCAGAAUCGAGUUCAAGCUGCAAUCCGCAGAUGACAAUGACGCCUUUUUACGCGAAUCUGACUUGAAGAUUUUUGAGGGUAUGAAAGAAAGACUUAACCAGUUUUGUCUUGAUCAGGAGGCUCGAGGUCAACUCAACGAUCGCAUCGCAGACCUUCGGGAGGCAAAUGCAGGUUUAAGCGCAGAUUUGAAUUCUCGGAAGGCCGAAUCCGACGGCAUGGUAACGCAAAUUGUUGAGCUUAAGUCGGAACUAGCCAGCUUUCGUAACCAGCUCAGCACAAAGUCUGACGAGCUCGCUGCAGCUCUUGCUCUACCAAAAGACGACCUUCAGCUUAAAAGCAAGCUGCAUGACCUGGAAAGUGCAAACACAGUUCUUCAGAGUCAGGUUGAUAUUGCGACUCAAGAAGCAGCUACAGCGAAGGAAGAGCUGCACUCACUACGAGAGACAUCAUUCAGGACCGAAAAACAGCUUCAAGAACUUGAGAAUAGAUUAAGUGAUGCUCAAAAUUCUAUCGAGACACUUGCAGAAGAGAAAGAAAAAUACCUAGCCAAUUCUAAACUUGACAUUGAAAAGGCACGUCAAGAUGUUGCCAAAGCUGCUAAUGCUGCUAAAAGCGAAAUGAUCAUGCGUCAUGAAUCUCUUGUGAAGAACCUAGAGCAGAGAAGAACUGAGGCAGAGACACAGAUGAAGCUUAUGAGGGAGGAGUUACGGGGCCUUCAAGAUGAGAGAGCUAGCCAUAUUAACAGGGCUAGCAAUGUCCAGGCUGAAUUAUCCACGUUCAAGGAGAAAUGCAACAAUCAAUACGAUCAAAUCAAUCACUUGGAACUGAGGAGAAUAACCCGAGAGGAAUUUGAGCGGCAAGAGGCAUCCCUAGAAUCUACUAGGAGCGAGAUCACUGAGCUUCGAAUGCUCCUCGAAGACGUACAAAACGAUACCACCCAACAUCUGAGCGCUGCUCUUCAGACUCCGAAAGAGAUUAGGAGCCAUCUAGACGAUCUGAUGAGAGAAAAUGAGACGUUGAAAGAGCAGAACGUCAGUCUGCAAAAGAAGUAUGAUGCCCUGAGUGAACCCAGUGCUCGACUUACGGGGGGAAAGACUUUCCCUGGCCAACAUGAUGAGCAGGCAGUUAUACUGCAAACUUCCAAAGGGACAGGACCGCCCGACUGGGAUAGUGAACAGUCCUUCUCGGACUACUUCAAUUUGGAGGGGAUUUAUACGACGUUCAUGGAUAAUCAAAUCCCUCGACUUCACCAUCCGGAGCCCCCACAUGAAGUACCAGAGAAUGGACCUGAUGGAAGAUUUUCAACUGCGGUAAAUACAGGGCCUGGCCAAACCCCUGUAACGUUGAAUGCUGCUGGUGCAGCUAAUCCGACGUCUAGCACCACCAGAGCUAGCAAGACAUCAAGUACCGAUGUCGCUGCGGUUGAUGAAUUAGGAUUUGAAUCGAAUGUUCCCUCGAGGCGUCAGCUGCUUCUCAAGCCAUUGAAAGUCGCCAAUCGAAAAGCCAGUAAUCCAGCUCAGCAAUCCAAUUCUAGAGAACGAGUUUCAAAAUAUAAUUACCAACAGUCAACACUAACUCGGACCUCUCGUACGACUGAAGAGACCACUAUCAAAAUCCGAACACCUACGAAUGAAAUCAUACCAUUUUCGUCUUUUACUCCUAUCGAGCCAUACUCUUCAAGUUCGUUGACUGAUGUUUCGCCGGUGAUUAAUCAGUUGGACUCUCUGAACAGCCAGGAAGGCCUUCGAAAGGCAUAUGCAGUAAAUAGAAGCAAUAAACGAAGCGGAUCCCGAAUUGAAAAUAUCAACGCCGCAAAGAAUUCUGGUCUGCAAACUUGCCCAGCCAACACUGUGUCGGGGCUUGUUCGGAACCAAGAUGCCCCAAGCUGUCAGUUAUCUGAUGAAGACAAUGCGUGGGUAGAUGUCACGAGACAGACCACCGAAACGACAUCUGUAGCCGGAGAUUCCCAAAAAGAGCCAAUGCCUCGAAAGAGACCAGUAUUUCGAAAGGGCCUAAUGCCACUCAAAAGUGCCCUAAAAAAGCCGGAUCCUAAGAAGGUCUCGAAUACAAGCAACGUCCUCGGGGAUCCUGCCUAUAAUCCUUCAACAACCGCCAAACCUGCCCCUCUACUGCACGGUGUACCAUCAGGACGGGGAGUUAACAAGAAGUCGAUGACAAGACCUGAAGUGAGGUACAACCGUGUCGUGAGUGGCCAAGCUCCGAAAUACAGCGAUGGCAAGGCUCCCUCUGGAAAUUUCCGUGGACAGACUGCAGCACAGCAUCCGUCUCAAGCCCAACAGACCAGCCAUUAUUCCCAGAAAUCUCCUCUGAUGCCAGUUCCGAAGCGGAAUGACCGGAAGAGAGUCGCUUCCCCUUCCCUUGAAGACGGAGAAUGUCUAAAGCCGACCAAAGCACCUCGACUAUCCUUGUUUCCCAAGAUAUCAAAGUCAGUUAUUCCGAACUCGCAAGCAGUGAUUCCAGAUUCGCAGGAAGUUAUCGUAGAACGCUACCACUACUAA
Messenger RNA from Amorphotheca resinae ATCC 22711, 5250 nucleotides. RefSeq lists its product as hypothetical. Lineage: Eukaryota; Fungi; Ascomycota; Leotiomycetes; Helotiales; Amorphothecaceae. The record is from RefSeq and is a predicted model, not a curated record. The coding region runs from base 1 to 5250 and encodes 1749 amino acids. The transcript is spliced from 7 exons.